AUGUUGCCGUACAUGCUUGCUAGUAUCAUUUGCCAAUCAAUUUUGUCAAAUGUAUUUUCUCAAGAAUAUAUCUGUCCAGAUAAUAUGAUGUAUUUGGAUCUGAAACCAUGUGAUCCAAAUGAUCGAAAUCAAUGUCCAAAAAAUUUUGCCUGUCGACGUAGUCGUUUAUCCAGAUAUGGUGCUAUAACCAAUGAAAUAAUUCAUCUGUGUUGUGAAGCUAAUAACAUGACGAUUGGAAGUUGGUUUGAAGAGUUGGAACUUUCACCUCAGAUAUUCCCACAAUUUCCAUCAUCCGCACUCGAUUAUGUAAAUAUAAGUAAUUUCGAUGCGAAAUAUCUCUCACCAAUUAUUCAUUUGGGUGAUGAAAUACAAGUGCUCAAUUUUCCUAAUUAUAUAACUGCUAAUAUACGAGCUUUCAAAUUUCAAUCAAUAACUCCAACUGUUGGUGGAUAUCUUCAUGUGGUCUCAUUUAUUGAUAUAACUAAACGACCAUCUGCAUUGUUCAUUGAUUACGAUUUACCAUCAACAGGUUCCGCUUCAGUAAAUAUUGAAAAUAUCACUGAUUCAAAACAUCAUUUUUUCGGAUAUAUCAGUAAUGGAACCGUUUCUCAACAAGAUACUUAUCGGCAGCAAUAUGUUGUAAUCGUAUAUAAGACCGAGAUUCCUCUAAGCGACCACGUGAAUGUUACCGUUGAUGUAAUGCGCUUCAUUGAUCACAUCUCUUACUUCAUCAGCAAUUCAGCAACUGGUUAUGCUCUCGGUAAACCUAUUGCCGGGUUAUUCUUUUAUGUAGAUUACGUCAAAACGAACAUUAUUUCCGAUACAACCAAAACUUCAACCAAUGCCACCAUAUUUUCCGCAUCAUUCUAA
This is a messenger RNA of Cercopithifilaria johnstoni, 870 nucleotides long. The record is from the annotation of a GenBank genome assembly. NCBI's taxonomy places the organism in Eukaryota, Metazoa, Nematoda, Chromadorea, Rhabditida, Onchocercidae.